This is a messenger RNA of Phaedon cochleariae (mustard beetle), 3223 nucleotides long. The record is from the annotation of a GenBank genome assembly. Lineage: Eukaryota; Metazoa; Arthropoda; Insecta; Coleoptera; Chrysomelidae.
UCAGCUGUGCAAAACAAACAAAAUACAAAAGUGUAAUAAUCAUUAUUAUUUUCAUAAAAUAAUAGAAUCUGAUUCUAUUUUUUGGAUCAGAAAUUCAAAAUAUCCAUAGUACGUAUCUAUGGUCACCCAAUUAAUUGUUCAACAGUGAAAAUUAACAUCUUAUCAAGUGGUAUUUUUCAUGAAAGAAGCAAUCAGCGAUCUCAAAAAAAAAAUAAAAUGGCUUUCAAAAUGAAUUACAGUUUUGAAGGAAAUGCAAAAAAUAGACCUGAACAGAACCUAUCAGGUUCUGGGAGAAAGUUUACAAAGGACACUCUCUUGGAGAAAACACAUGAAGAAAGACAAAAAAGACAAGAACAGCGCAGGAAAUUACAAAGUGCAGAAGUUCUCCAAUCCCAUAUUCGAAGUUACAUCUGUAGAAAACACAAAAAAGAUGAAGAGAGGCAAAUAUUCAACCAAAUAGAACAUUUGGCACCUAUUGAAGUAUUACUGAGAAAACUAUUAUUCUUCUACAAUCCUCAGCAAGAUAAACAUAAAUUGUUUUGUAUGGCAGACAAAAUCGUCACUAACCAUGAAUUGGUGAUACAGAGAAUGGAUAGUGAUGUGUCAUUCUCAUGGUUAAUGAAAAGAUACCUUUUUGUGUGCUUGAGAACCUUGAGUGAGGAUGGAGAUAACAUGAACCUGAUAAAAUCACUUUACAUAUUCACAAAUAGUGCUCAUAUAUUUGAGUACCUUAUAAGAAAAGACUAUUAUGGAUACUUAGGAAAAGAAAUGGAAUCAGGAAGUGGCCACAUGAAGGAAAUUAUACUACUGAUAGAGAAGCCAUUUAAAUUUCUUCAAGAAUCUGAAAGUUUAAAUGAUAUUGCUCUAGCUGAAUUUUGUCAGAAAUUUUUGAUCCCUACUAUAACUGACAGAGUCCAUAAUAACUUGAUAACUCACCUGAGGGAAAUGGGUUUUCCCUAUGACAGAUUGAUAAAAUACUUGAAUAGUGGUUUCCAUUUCCAAGGAAGUGAAAGUUUACUGUUAUGUGUUUUGCUUCUAGAACCUGAUCAAUAUGAUCCUAAUUUUGACAGCCUACGGGUGAUAUCAAAACUCAGUGCCACUAUCCAUGAAGUAAGUUCUUCAAUAAAUUGUUAUCGAAAAGCCGAUAGUGAUGAUGAAUUUGAAUUUGAUGAGACUGACCAAGAACGUCAGUUUUUGUUAGAUGAAUAUAUGAGCAUACUAAACAAAUACGGGAGAGUCAAGAAAUUCCUGAAUUUUUUUGAACGUCACUCUGAGAACGAACAAGUUGUAAUUGAUUUCACACAUUUGUGUCACAACCUGUUGCUGGUCUAUAAGGAUGCAGUGAGAAAAUAUUUUUUGUUAUAUAAAAUGGGUUUGAACAGCACCUACCUUAGAAAACUAUGGACAUAUCUUAACUCAAAUCAGUCUGGACAGUACCAAGCCAAAGGAUCAUUGAUUUCAUGGAGAGAAUAUCACACUUACUUGGCCGUUUUUUGUGAUUUGUUCACUUUCUAUACUGAAACAUUGACCGAUAAAGAAAAUUCCGAUACCAGUGAAACUUUUUCUAAAAACGAUCUUUUAUCAAUGUCCAAAUUGCUCAAAAACGUGGCAAGGGGUCUUAUCGAGGUAGCCUUUCCAAUGUGCAGGUCGAGUGGAAUUCCAUCGACUCCUGAAGUCCUUCAUUUAUAUAGAGCAUGCCUGAGUUCUCUACGAAUGUUAUAUAUGUUGGAUUUAAGGAAGCAAUUUUGUCCUCUUGGCUUUUGGACGUCUGAAAAAAUACAUAUACCGCCUGAUUUAUCAAGGAAAAAUUAUUUAUUCAGGAAUUAUAGUUCAUCGUUCAAUGGCGCAGGAUCAGAUAAUAUAGAUGUAGAAGAUGAUGAACAUAUGCCCCCACUAUCGACAAUUGAACAGCGCUCCCUAGCAAUUCUAGCGGAACUACCAUUCCUAAUCAAUUUCAACACCAGAGUUUUGCUUUUGAGAGACCUAUGUCGGAAUAGUUUAGGAGAAUCCAACUACCAAAGACUGCAUAAUGAAAUAAUGAAUGAUAAUGUUGUCGUCAUCAGAAGGACACAUCUGUAUGAAGAUGCUUUUGAUAAAAUUUCAUCCAAGAGUGAUUCAGAUUUAAAACAUAAAGUCCGAAUAGUAUUCAUCAAUACCGUGGGACUAGAAGAAGUAGGUAUAGAUGGGGGUGGCAUUUUCAAGGAGUUCAUCAACGAGGUCCUGAAAACCGCAUUCGACCCCAACAGAGGUUUUUUCACCCUGACAGCUGAUAACACCCUGUACCCAAAUCCCAAUGUCCACCUAAUCGUAGACAAUUUCACUGAUCAUUACUACUUCAUAGGAAGGCUUGUUGGAAAGGCUAUCUUCGAGAAUAUCUUAGUCGAUCUUCCUCUAGCAGAGUUUUUCUUGGCAAAAUUAUUGGUAGACAGAGCAUCAGCUCACUAUUUGAAAUCUUUGGACCCAGUGUUGUACAGAAAUCUUUUAUAUUUGCGAGAUUACAAUGGAGACAUAAGCGAUUUAGGGCUGGAUUUUACUGCAGUCAGUAACGAUUUAGGGGAAACGAAGAUUACCGAGUUGAAACCAGGUGGCGCGAACAUUCCAGUGACGAACUGGAAUCGCCUGGAAUAUAUCCAGAGAUUGGCGGAUUUGAAACUGAAUGGACAGAUGAAGAAGCAGUGUGGGGCCUUCAGGCUCGGACUCAAUAGUGUGGUACCCAUUUCUCUGCUGAAACUUUUCAGUCAUAAAGAAUUGCAAGUUAUUAUCGGCGGGGAUAAUCAGGAAAUCGAUCUGAGCGAUCUGAGUGCACAUACUUUGUAUGGAGGGGAAUUUACGGCGGAUCAUCCAACAAUUGUUUUGUUCUGGAAAAUCCUGCAUAGAUUUACAGAUUUGCAGAAGAAACAGUUGUUGAAAUUUGUGACUAGUUGUUCAAGACCUCCAUUAUUGGGUUUCAAGGAAUUGAAUCCCCAAUUUUGUAUUCAGUCUUCUGGAACUGAAAAUAGAAUGCCCACAGCAAGUACCUGUCUGAAUUUAUUGAAAAUUCCUAUCAUCACUGAGGAGGAAACUCUUAGGAAUAAAUUAGUAUCAGCCAUCGAGCAACAGGCUGGUUUCGAGCUCUCCUAAUCUUAUUAUCGUACUUGACGUUAUUUUUUUUGGUUGAUUGUAUUUUAUUAUUUUGUUUUAUUAUAUAAACUCUAAUGUGAUUUCCUCUUAAAUCUUGUUUUCU